Ochlerotatus camptorhynchus is the source of this 3753-nucleotide messenger RNA. It is a transcript of the gene Frl, whose product is annotated as formin-like protein. The transcript is spliced from 9 exons. Gene Ontology annotation, biological process: cell migration; regulation of cell shape; cortical actin cytoskeleton organization. The record is from RefSeq and is a predicted model, not a curated record. The coding region runs from base 328 to 3726 and encodes 1132 amino acids. Gene Ontology annotation, molecular function: actin filament binding; small GTPase binding. Gene Ontology annotation, cellular component: cytosol. Lineage: Eukaryota; Metazoa; Arthropoda; Insecta; Diptera; Culicidae.
CGAUGUGAUGUAUGUUGUGUGAGCAGCAUAUAGAAAUUCAAUUCGACCAGAACGGCAGAGGAAGUGAUCCGAUGUUGUUGCUCGUGCUGCUGGUAUAAUACUUUUUCGGGCCUUCGCAGGAAUCGUUCGACUUCCAGUAGUGUGUUGUAAAUUUUCGAAAAGGAAGAAGUGUUUAUGGAAAAGAAUAAAAUUAUUAAGGGCUAUGAAUGAGCUAAAUCCAGUGUUUACUACGUGCUCGGUGUGCUUCGUGGAUUAUUGUUGUCGUGGAGUUAUUGUUGUUGUAAACAGUGAAUCGGUGAAUCGGGUAUAAUCGACAGCUGGCCAAAGAUGGGUUUGGCAUCGUCCAAGGCGGCCAACAGUAUUGCCGCCAGCAGUAACGGUGGCGUCGGCGGUGGUUCCAAGCAUGACAGCGUGCUUGUCGAGACGCAGCACCACCAUCCGGAUAUUCAGCAGCCAUGCUCGCUGCUACCGUCGCCCUCGAGCGUUAUCGACAGUUGGAAACCGUCGAGCUGUCACAUACGGCAAGCCAGCAUCCGGUCGCGCAAUUUACAGCCCAUGCCGGACAUUGGCGAGCUGGAUCGACGGUUCGCGAAAGUACUGGCUUCCAUGGAUCUCCCACCGGACAAGGCAAAGCUGCUGAAGAAUUAUGACAACGACAAGAAAUGGGACAUUAUUUGCGAUCAGGAAAUGGUCCACGCGAAGGAUCCCCCGGCGCAUUAUCUCACCAAGCUACGAACCUAUCUGGAUCCGAAAGCUUCGCGAAGUCAUCGGAAACGAAAAAUGGUCGGCGAGUCCACAUCCACACAGGUCCUUCGGGAUCUGGAAAUAUCACUCCGCACCAACCACAUCGAAUGGGUAAAGGAAUUCCUGGACGACGAAAACCAAGGCCUGGACGCAUUGAUCGACUACCUGAGCUUUCGGUUAGCGAUGAUGCGUCACGAGCAGCGGAUACAGGAAGCCAAGUCCGAAUCGGACGAAGGCCUUAACCCCAAGGAUACGACAAUCACGUCGUACGGUAGCAACGAAACCAACCACAAACUUGGCGGCACCAAUGGGUUCAUGCGACCCGGACUGGGGGACAUGAUGGACAGUCCCAGUAUAAAGCGAAGAUCGAGGCAUAUCGCGAAGCUCAAUAUGGGCCUGACGACGGAUGACAUCCAUGUGUGUAUAAUGUGCAUGAGGGCGAUCAUGAACAACAAGUACGGCUUCAAUAUGGUGAUACAGCACCGGGAAGCGAUCAAUUGUAUAGCGUUAAGUCUGAUACACAAGUCACUGCGGACGAAGGCAUUGGUCCUGGAACUGCUGGCAGCGAUAUGCUUGGUGAAAGGUGGUCACGAAAUCAUCCUAUCGGCAUUCGAUAACUUUAAGAAGGUUUGCUCCGAACAGCGUCGCUUCCAGACGCUGAUGGAGUACUUUAUGAACUACGAACUAUUUAAUAUAGAUUUUAUGGUUGCAUGUAUGCAAUUUGUAAAUAUCGUUGUACAUUCCGUGGAGGACAUGAACUACAGGGUGCAUCUGCAGUACGAAUUUACUGCGCUAGGCUUAGACGAGUAUCUGGACAAGCUAAGGUUAACGGAAUCAGAGGAGCUACACGUUCAAAUUUCGGCCUAUCUGGACAAUGUGUUCGAUGUGGCUGCUCUGAUGGAGGAUAGCGAAACGAAGACUGCCGCCCUUGAGAGGGUAAACGAACUGGAAGACGAACUAGGUCGUGCCUUGGAUCAGGCUAGUGAAAUCGAACGGGAAGCACUGUUCAAAAUUGGGGAACUUGAAUCGGAACUAAGUCAAACGCGAGCCGAACGAGACGACUUCUGCAACCAGCUACGGGUUGUUGAGGAGGAAAUUACGAAACUGAAACGAGCGCUCAAACAACACGAACAAGAAUCCAAAAGUCGUCAAUCUAUGCUACUGGAGCUGGAGAACCUCACCAAAACCUUACCGAAGGGAACAUCGAUAGCGGACGUAUCGAGUAUGCUUGCAAAUGGCGGAAAACUCUCCGAGCUCAGUCCUACGAGCAACGGCGGAGGAGACAAAUCCGCCCCACCAAUACCACCACCUCCGGCACCUCCAGCACCAUCGGUGGCACCCACGCCACCACCUCCACCCUGUCCACCUGCACCACCUGCCCUUCCAAAUCUGAAUGGUACCGCACCGCGGGCACCUCCGAAACCACCUUCAUUCAUUCCACCUCCACCGGCUGGUCCCGGUGGGUUCAUGAACAUGGGCGGUGUCAUGCACUGCACCGACGGUAACAUGACCCUCAAACGUAAAGUACAAACGAAAUACAAACUGCCAACGCUCAACUGGGUUGCCCUGAAGCCGAACCAGGUCCGGGGAACCAUCUUCAACGAGCUGGACGACGAGAAGCUGCACCGGCAGAUCGAUUUCAUCGACUUCGAGGAACGGUUCAAGAUCGGCAUGGGUGGACCGCUGACGAACGGCAACUGCGACAUGGACGGGCUGUCGACAUUCCCCAGCAAGCGGUUCAAGAAACCGGAGCACAUUUCGCUGCUCGAGCAUACGAGGUUAAGAAAUAUUGCGAUCUCUCGCCGCAAGCUGGAAAUGCCCGUCGACAUGGUCAUUAAGGCGAUCAACAACCUGGAUCUCAAGCAGCUCUCGUUGGAAAACGUCGAGCUGCUGCAGAAGAUGGUCCCCACGGAUCAGGAGCAGAAGAUGUACAAGGAAUAUGUGAUAGAGAAGAAGGAUCUGAAUCUGCUGAGCGAAGAAGACAAGUUCAUGCUCCAGCUAACCAAGGUGGAGCGAAUAUCCUCCAAGCUGUCGAUCAUGAACUACAUUGGCAACUUCUUCGACAGUUUGCAUUUGAUCAAUCCGCAAAUUUACGCCAUCAUUUCCGCGUCGUCGUCGAUCAAAUCGUCGAAAAAGUUCCGCUCGGUGCUCGAGGUCAUCCUCGCUUUCGGCAACUAUCUGAACAGCAGCAAGCGGGGUCCGGCGUACGGUUUCAAGCUGCAAAGCUUGGAUACCCUGCUGGACACCAAAUCCAACGACAAACGGAUGAGCUUGAUGCACUACAUUGUGACCACGGUGCGGCAAAAAUUCCCCGAACUGAUGAACUUCGAUUCGGAACUGUUCUGCAUCGACAAAGCUGCGCAGGUCUCGCUGGAGAUUCUCAUUUCCGAUGUGAACGAACUGGAGAAGGGUAUGGAAGCCGUCCGGAAGGAGGCUGAACUGCGAGGGAAGGGCACGCACAACCACGUGCUGCGGGAUUUCCUCAACAAUUCCGAGGAGAAACUGAAGAAGAUUCGAACGGAUUGCAAAACUGCGCAGGACUCGUUCAAGGAAUGCAUCGAAUACUUCGGUGAAUCGUCCAGGAAUGCAGAUGCCAAUGCAUUCUUCUCGCUACUAGUCCGAUUUGUGAGAGCUUUCAAGGCAUGUGAUCAGGAGAACGAGCAGCGCCGGCGGCUCGAGCUGGCUGCCCUCCAGGCUGCGAACAAGAAGGACGACAACGAAAGGGUCGUGCUGCGGAACAACAAGAUCAACAGCCAGAAGAAGCAACAGGAGGCAGUCAUCAACGAACUCAAAACCAAAACCAACUCGGUUCGGGAGAAGAAACUGCUCCAACAGGACGAGGUCUACAACGGUGCCCUGGAGGACAUACUGCUGGGGUUGAAGAACGAACCGUACCGCAGGGCGGAUGCCGUUCGGCGAAGUCAACGGCGGCGGAUCGAUAGCAAUAGGCUUUCCCGAACCAUGGAAGAGAUGGAAUUUUGAGAUCGUAAUAGAUCGUAGGGUAGAAGA